This is a messenger RNA of Electrophorus electricus (electric eel), 3083 nucleotides long. RefSeq names its product beta-secretase 2 (gene bace2). The record is from RefSeq and is a predicted model, not a curated record. Gene Ontology annotation, molecular function: aspartic-type endopeptidase activity. Lineage: Eukaryota; Metazoa; Chordata; Actinopteri; Gymnotiformes; Gymnotidae. Gene Ontology annotation, biological process: membrane protein ectodomain proteolysis; amyloid-beta metabolic process. Gene Ontology annotation, cellular component: endosome; plasma membrane; trans-Golgi network.
CAUAUCCGUCAAACGUUUUUUUCAGGAAGUUAUAAAGUACAACCCUUGUGGUUUUGCCCUCGCGUCUGUGCAGAUUACGCGUGUACAACCCCGUCGGAGGACGUUGUUGGACGCGCAUCUUUCUGGAGAGUUGAAAUGGGGACGAGAGAGCGACCCGCUGCGCUUUGACCCGACACUGCCAAGCAUGGGCGCGGUGUUGCACCAGGGACUUUACAGGGUCCCUCUCCGAAUGGGACUGCUGUCUCUCUGCGUUGGCACGGCGCUCUCUCUUUAUAGGGUCCCUCUCCGAAUGUUUGCUGGGAAGCUGAAGUCCUCGGAGCAGCUGGAUCUGGGCCCGUUAAAGCCCAACGCCAGCGGACUCUCCCUGGCCUCGGAGCCAGCGGGCCUGGGCAGCUUCGUGAACAUGAUUAAUAACCUACACGGCGACUCUGGGAGAGGUUAUUACAUGGAGAUGGUAAUCGGCACCCCAGGCCAGACGAUGAACAUACUGGUGGAUACGGGAAGCAGUAACUUCGCAGUUGCCGCGACGCCAAACCGCUACGUCACCACGUUCUUCGACCCUGCCAAAUCGAGCACCUAUGAGAGUGGUGACCAGACUGUGGCGGUCCGGUACACCCAAGGGAAGUGGCAGGGUGAGCUGGGCACAGAUGUCAUCACACUCCCUCAGGGCCCCAACGACACCAUCAGGAUCAACAUUGUUGCCAUCUUAACCUCUGAUGGCUUCUUUCUGCCUGGGAUCAACUGGCAGGGUAUCCUGGGCUUGGCAUACCCCUUACUGGCUCGGCCAGACGCAUCUGUAGAGCCCUUUUUUAACUCCGUCGUACAGCAGACAGGCAUUCCAGAUGUGUUCUCCCUCCAGAUGUGUGGAGCAGGGGUUCCUGCCCGUGCCUCAGGUGACACCACUGCUGGCAGCUUGAUUAUGGGAGGGGUGGAGCCCACGCUGUACCAGGGCUCAGUAUGGUACACACCUGUCCUGCACGAGUGGUACUACCAAGUGGAGGUCUUGAGACUCGACCUUGACGACCAGAAAUUAAACCUGGACUGCAGGGAGUACAACACCGAUAAAGCCAUUGUGGACAGUGGCACGACACUGCUCAGACUGCCUACGGUCGUCUUCGAUGCGGUGGUGGAGACCAUCACCCAGACAGCUCUGGUCCAUGACUUCUCUUCAGGCUUCUUCUCUGGGACCAAGCUGGCCUGCUGGUUGAAAGGAGAGUCUCCAUGGAGGUUGUUCCCCAGACUGUCACUCUACUUCAGGGCCACCAACUCCAGCCAGUCCUUCCGCCUCACCAUUCUUCCCCAGCUCUACAUCCAGCCCGUGAUGGACAUGGACGGCAUGUUGGACUGCUUCCGCUUUGGAAUCUCCUCCUCCACAAGCGGGCUGGUGAUCGGUGCCACUGUCAUGGAGGGCUUCUACGUCAUUUUUGACCGCAUGCACGUGCGGGUGGGCUUUGCGGUGAGCAGCUGUGCUGAGGUCGAGGGUGUGACCGUGGCGGAGAUCUCAGGUCCGUUUGCUGCAGAGGGCACGGCCUCAAGCUGCGUGGGCCGAGCCCUGCUGCAGGAGUCCCUGAUGUGGGUGCUGGCCUACACCCUGAUGGCUGUGUGCACCUUGGUGCUGCUGAUCCUUCUGGUGCUACUCCUGGUGCCUUGUAGGAGGCGCCACAGAGAUGGCGAGAUCACGGAUGAGUCCUCACUAGUACGCAAUCGCAUCAAAUGAUGCCCUCAGGCUGGGGUCCUGGGCAGACUGUGCCGUUCUGACUGAAAUCAGGUUGGGAUGUGGUGGUGGUGUUUGUUUUUUUAACAAGUUAGACACAAGAGGCAAGAAUUCAGUUUCAAUUGGUUACUUGAUCAUGUUCAAAACUGAAGUGAAUACUACUACUACUACUACUACUACUACUGAAGGGGGAAAUGGGUGUUUUCUUGAGCACUACAAAAGAUAUCUAACUGGAGGAAAAAUGUAUUGCUCAUUUGUAAUGGUAUUAUUCCUGUUAUAAUUUUACUGAAAGGCACUUCAGAGUGCAUAAAUUUAGAAUCUGAAAUGGACAGUUAAAAGGUAAUACACUGAUUUGAUUGUGUAAAAUAUAUAUAUAAUUUUUUUUUCCUUUGCUGUGGCAAUAGUUUAGUGUUUUUCAAACUUUGCCUGUGUUGAAUGUAGGUCAGAAUGUAUAGACAUCAGUUUGAAUGUUUGUUCUUUUAGCACAGCACUUAACCUCCAGUCAGUCUUUUUUUUAAUGGGGGGGCAGUGUGUAAUUUUGUAUAUUGACACUUGACUCUACCUUUUUGAUUGAUUGUACAAAACUAUACAAGAUUAUACAAGCACCUCUGAUUUAAAUACAAGAAUUGCAAUAUUUCCUCCCCCCAAAAUGGUUUCACUUCUAUUAGCCUGAAAGGCUCUAGCAUUUGUUUAUUAUAAAUUAGCAGUCCCCCCCCCCCCUUCUGGCAUUUAUUCAAGGUAAGGGAUGACCUUUUUGUUUGGGGCAGAGCCACCUGAUGGUGGGUGGUGGUAUUACAACUCGAUGCAAAGUAGAAAUGGACCCACAUUAUAAAGCUUUCAGUACAGAGGAAGAAUUAGGUUUCAUUUAUUGCUUAAAAGAUACAUUGAAGCAUAAAUCUUUUGUAAUUUAAAUGUAAUUCUUGUUUAGAGCAAGCAUUAGAUAUUUCACAUAACUUAUCAAUGCAAAAUACAACCACUACUGUCUAUAAAAGCCAGGAAGUGCAGAAUGUUUGCCAGGGCCACCUAGACUGGUUUUGUCCCCAAGCUCUUCCCACACCACCUCCAGUGCAUAGGUUUAUUCCCAAUACCUGCAAACAAGGUUCCUGGAUUAUUUUAAUGAUGUUUAACUUUCACCUUCAGGAUCUCAAAAAACAAACAAGGCACUGACCUCAGUACUUCACAUCAAACUCUAUCACUGUUUAAUAAGAGACACUCCCUCUGUGUAAUGUUUGUGUACAGAACUCUAUCAAAAUGUCAAGCCUGUGGGGAAAGUUCAAGGAAGUUUUUAUCUGCUCUGACCUGAUAGUUAUCAGUGUAUUAGAAUGAUGUGGUUUGGCCUGACGUAUAUAAAACUUGUCAUGAACUCUGA